AAUAACAUAAUAGGAUUAGGCCUCUUCUCAUUUCCUCUCCCUCUUGUCACCAACCACACAAAGGAGUUCUUUGUGUCGUCGCUGCCCAAGCUUACUAGGCAAUGGCUAGCCACCACCUGCAAUAUCCUCCAAUCAGUGGACAGAAUCUGUCCGUCACUAUGCAGUUGCGUUCUAGGCCUCCCCAAGUUUCGUUUUGGUGAGCAAACGUUGCUACCAAAACCCGAAGCCUCAAGGUACGUUGUCCCUUAUCGACAGCAACUUCGUGGGCGCCGGACAACGAGGAAAAGCUCUGGAUAGCAGCUCUUUCUGGACCGGACAACAACUUCUUUGUUGCUUAUUUCCCUCCUUUUGUGUCGGCCAAGUUGUUGGUUGAACCUCGCUUUGUGCCGUCGGAUUGUCCUCGCUGCCGAGCAUAAAGUCAAGCCGGAGAUCUCUCUUGAAUCACUUCGUCUCCCCUCUGUUGACUUUCACCACCACCUCAACAAGACUUAAUUUUUCUUUAACCAUAUGGCACCCCUCCUAUUACCUCCCCUAUCAUAUAAUAUGAUCCAAUAAUUCAUGAGAUUCUAUAUCUCUUUAAAAUAAGUAAGCUUUUACAUUUAACUAUUUCCACUUCUUAAAAUCCUCGGCGUUUUUUGGUACACUGAUUGAAGCAAAAAAUGUUUCCUCCAUUAACAACACCCCACAUAUCUUUAACAAGAUAAACUUGCGAAGCCCCUUGAUUUACCCCUCUCAAGAAAUGUGUGGGCCGUAUCUUUCAACUGAGUUGGACUUGGAAAGUGUUGUAGCAUUUGUCGUUUUCCUCCAUUGACUUGAAGACUUGUACUCCAUCCAUUGACUUGGAGACUUGUACUCCAUCCAUUGACUUGAAGACUUCAAAUAGUUUAACUGUCAAUUUCCUUUAACUCGGAGAAUAAUGGAGAUUGUGUCUUUGGUACUUCUGCUGCUGCUGCCGCCGCCGCUGCCGCCGCCGCCGCCGUCGCAAUUACCGGCUGCUGAGUGCCUGACGAGCUGCGGGGAUGUGAACAUCCCCUACCCGUUCGGCAUCGGCCCCAACUGCUCCUUCGGCAACUUCUACACGCUCGCCUGCACGAAGAACGCCCACGGCCACGACCGGCUUUUUCUAGGUAGCGAUGGCUCGGAGUCGGUGGAGAUCAUAGAUAUCUUGUUGUCGCAGGGCAAAAUGCGGGUGUAUAAUCUGAUCUCGUGGAAUUGCUAUAAUCAAAGCAGCCCGGAGUGGUAUUUCAAAAUGAACGGAUGGCCGUACAGAUUCUCCGACGCCGACAACAAGUUCACCGUCAUCGGCUGCGACACCUUCGCCUACAUCAACGGCACCCAGGGUGGCAAACCGUACCGGAGCGGAUGCAUGACCUUCUGCCAGAACGACAGCCUCUCCGCCGGCGGAUCCGGCUCGUGCGCCGGCCUCGGCUGCUGCCAAACCUCCGUUCCCCGGGGCCUCGACUACAUCGCCGUCUGGUUCGAUUCCGAACACAACGGCUCCAGCACGAGGAGCUUUAGCCCUUGCAGCUACGCGGUGCUGGUGGAGGAGAAUAAUUUCAGCUUCCAGAGCUCUUACAUCACGACCACCGACUUCUUGGUUGAGAGUUAUCAUGGAAGGGUGCCGGUGGUGCUGAGUUGGGCGAUCGGAUACACAACGUGCGAGGAAGCCCGGCUAGACUACAGCAGUUACGCCUGUGUGAGUGAGCACAGCAAGUGCGUUGACUCCUCCGCUGCUCCUGGGUACCUUUGCAAUUGUUCGAUCGGAUUCGAAGGCAACCCUUACGUCCGCAAUGGAUGCCAAGACAUCAAUGAGUGUCAAAUUCAUCCAAAUCCAUGCAAAGGCAAUUGCUACAACACGCUCGGUGGCUAUAAUUGUUCUUGUCCGCAAGGCACAACGGGCAAUGCUUCCAGCACUGGCUGCUUCCGUCUCCCCACUCCCAUCCUCAUCCCUAUACCACCCAUACGGCGACUGCCCUUAGUGAUAAAGAUUGUGAUAGGCGUCUGUGUCGGUGUCAUUUUCUUGCUAUCAUGCGGUUUGUGUUUUUAUGUGAUCUAUCAAAGAAGAAAACUUGAAAAGAUUAAGAGAAGAUAUUUUGAAGAGCAUGGAGGUCUUGACUUAAAGAAAAAGAUGAAGGAGGAACAGAACCUUACAUUUCGAAUAUUUGCAAUCAAAGAACUAGAGAAAGCAACAAAUAAUUUUGAUGACAAACAAAUUCUGGGUGAAGGAGGUAAUGGAAUCGUGUAUAAAGGAGUUUUAGAAGACAAAUGCAUCGUGGCUAUAAAAAAACCAAAGCUCAUCGAUGAGAGCCUAAAGAGAUGUUUUGGAAAUGAAACACUCAUUUUAUCACGCAUCAACCAUGACAACAUAGUAAAGCUCUUGGGUUGUUGUUUGGAGAUAGAGAUGCCAAUGCUGGUCUAUGAGUUUGUCCCCAAUGGAACUCUAUCUCAUCUUAUUCAUAAAAUUAAGAAUCAAUCUCGAGUUUCUUUGGACACUCGACUAAGGAUUGCAUAUCAGUCCGCUACAGCUUUGGAAUAUUUGCACAUGGAAGCUUCUCCUAGUAUACUUCUAGACAAUGAUUACAAUGCCAAAGUUUCAGACUUUGGGGCUUCGAAGCUAAUACCCAAGGAUGAGCAACAAUUCGCUACACUGGUGCAAUUCACUCACGGUUACAUUGAUCCCGAGUGCCUUCAAACAUAUGAAUUGACCUACAAAAGUGAUGUUUACAGCUUUGGUGUGGUUCUCCUGGAGUUGUUUACUGGUAAAAAAGCAAUUUCUUUUGAAGGACCCGAGGAACAAAGAAAUUUGGUGACAACUUUUGCUUUGUUCAUGAAUGAGAAUCGUGUAUUUGAUAUCUUCGACAAUCAAGUGAAAGAGGAAAGUAAUAUGGAAUUUAUUCAAGAACUUAGUGAGCUAAUCAAACGAUGUUUGUACUUGAAGGGGGAAGACAGGCCUGAGAUGAAGGAAGUGGUUGAGGAGCUGCAUACACUAAGAAGGUUCAUGCAACACCCAUGGUCGUCGGAACAUGAACAAGACAAUGUCGAGAGGGAGGGCCUGCUAGAGGAGAUCACAACUCAGACUGAUGGAACAAGAGAAUUAAGCGUUUUCUAUAGUUGCGACGCAUCUGAAACAUUGCAUACGGAAGGUAAUUAGUUGAAGACACAGUCAUACCCAAUCUCAUCUUCCUCCUCAUCAGUUAAUGAUGCCAUAAAUAUACAAAAGAUAUCUUGAAUACACAACAUUAUGUUAAGUAAGCUUGUAUGUGUUUUAUGUACUUAUUGUUAAGAUUUGUGUAUGGUGAAUCUGUGUUAUGUGUGAAUUUUGCAAAUGUUAUACUUAUUGAUGUUGGACAAACAAUUUGUAAUAUGCCUUAAAAUUUUCAAUAUGAGAUUAAAGUCUC
Zingiber officinale is the source of this 3398-nucleotide messenger RNA. RefSeq names its product wall-associated receptor kinase 2-like. NCBI's taxonomy places the organism in Eukaryota, Viridiplantae, Streptophyta, Magnoliopsida, Zingiberales, Zingiberaceae. The record is from RefSeq and is a predicted model, not a curated record. Bases 917 to 3151 code for a protein of 744 amino acids. Gene Ontology annotation, biological process: protein phosphorylation; cell surface receptor signaling pathway. Gene Ontology annotation, molecular function: protein serine/threonine kinase activity; calcium ion binding; polysaccharide binding. Gene Ontology annotation, cellular component: plasma membrane. The transcript has 3 exons.